Messenger RNA from Symbiodinium natans, 870 nucleotides. The record is from the annotation of a GenBank genome assembly. Lineage: Eukaryota; Dinophyceae; Suessiales; Symbiodiniaceae.
AUGGUUCGAGGGGAAGUCAAGAGCCUGAGGCUUCUCGGCCUGCGCGUCGUCAGCUGGUGCCGCACGACGCUGGGAGGCAGCCAUCGAGCCCAGCGUGCCUGCCGCAUAGCGGCCGAUGUCAUCAGCUACAAUGCUGCUAUCAGUGCUUGCGAACGAGCGUGCCGCUGGGAGCAGGCGCUGAUCCUUCUGUUUGCGCUGCCACACGCCUGGCUGCGAGCGGAUACCGUGACCUUCAACGCCUGCAUCUCUGCGUGCGAGGCGUGCGCACGCUGGGAAGUGGCCCUGCUGCUGUUGCACGGCAUGGGCAAGGCCAAGCACCCACCGGAUGUGGUGAGCUACAGCGCUACGAUCAGUGCCUGUGAGAAAGGCUUCCAGUGGACGAUGGCGCUUUCUCUGCUGGAAGGGAUGAUCUCGAUGGGCAUCGUUCCAGAUGUGAUCUGUUUCAACGCGGCCGCGGCCGCAUGUGAAAGCUCCGGAGCGUGGCGCGAGGCACUGGCUGUCGGCAUGGCGCUUCAGGCCACGACGCUGCAGCCAGACGUUGUGACCUUUGGCGGCCUUUUGGGAGCAUGUGGCAAGGCUCAUCUCUGGCCGCUGUCGCUUCUUAUCCUGGGCGAGAUUUGCUCCAGGCGACUUGCGGCCGACAUCGUCACCUACAACGCUGUAGCCGCGGCCUGCCAUGGAGCGAGCGCGUGGCGGCAGAUCGUGUCCUUGAUGGAAGCCAUGAGCCGGAGGACCUGCGCGGCCAACAUCCUGACCCUAGACACCGCGGCUUCCUCUGCAGAUGCCGGCCGGGCCAUCCGCCCCUUGCGCCAGCUCCUUCGCCGGGCUGCUGUGGAAGCCGCCCAGGGAUUGCGCUUCUUCUCGUCGUAG